UGGUGAAUUCUCGAGUUUAAAUUUCAGUCAAAUACUAUUUGUAACCUAAAAAAGACAAAAGAAUGUUAGUGAUAUAAGGCAAGUUUGGCAAGUUUUCUUACUACUUUCUCUUCCAGACUACUAGAUAAGCAUGGGUUUGGGAAACUUUUGUUCAUUUUUCUACUUCUCAGCCACCAUUUUCAUCCAGUUCCUAUGUCUGACUGAUCGUGGACUUGGUGGGAAUGAGACAGACCGGUUAGCUUUGCUUGAAUUCAAAACCAAGAUAACUCAUGACCCUCUUGGAAUUAUGAGCUCAUGGAAUGAUUCCAUCAACUUUUGCCAGUGGCAAGGUGUUACUUGUGGCCACAGACACCAAAGAGUCACUUCACUGAAUCUCAUGUCUCUGCAGCUUGCAGGCUCCAUAUCACCGCAUGUUGGAAAUUUGAGCUUUUUAAGAGAUUUGCGUCUGGACAACAAUAGCUUCACUCGAGACAUCCCUUCUGAAAUUGGUCGUCUUAGCAGACUGCAGUAUCUCUAUCUACCCAAUAAUUCGCUUGGCGGUACAAUACCAUCGAAUUUAUCCAGAUGCUCUAACCUUAUAAAAUUUCAAGUUGCAAACAACCAGCUUGUUGGAGAAAUACCUAUGGAGAUUGGCUCCCUUUCAAAGCUCAAACUUUUUACAGUGAUUCAUAACAACAUGACAGGAUUGAUCCCAGCUUCUCUUGGAAACUUAUCAUCCCUUGAGAUACUUGCUGCAGGCGAGAAUUACUUCAGUGGGAGUAUUCCCAAUGCUCUAGGCAGACUAACGACUCUUAAGAAGCUUUUCCUGUAUAUGAACACAUUUUCUGGCAAAAUCCCGUCUUCAAUCUUCAAUCUCUCCUCUCUGACAUCUUUAUAUUUAGGAAUCAACCCAUUUUUUCCUGGCAGUCUUCCCUCUGAUCUAGGAAUCUCACUGCCAAAUCUUCAAAAUCUCGGAAUGUUCCAAGCCCAGUUGAUAGGAUCCAUUCCAUCAUCUUUAUCCAAUGCUUCAAAUUUAGAAACAAUCCAACUGCAAUUGAACAGCCUUACCGGUCAGGUGCCUGCCUUUGAGAACUCACUUGGGCUUCUAUACUUUUCUAUCCAAUUCAACUCUCUUGGGAGUGGGGGAGCCGGAGAUUUGAGUUUCCUCUCCUCCUUAACCAAUGCCACCAAUUUUCGAUAUUUGGCUGUGAACGAGAAUAAUUUUGGAGGGAUAUUGCCUCAACAAAUUAGCAACUUCUCAACUAAGGUUGAAACUAUGCUGUUUGAUGACAAUCAGAUAUUUGGAAACAUCCCAGCAGGUUUACAAAAUCUCAUCAACUUAAUCGACUUCAGGGCAGCAGGCAAUCGUCUCUCAGGUAACAUUCCAACUGUAAUUGGAGAACUUCAAAAUCUACGGAUGCUGAGUUUAAGUUUCAAUGAGUUUUCGGGGCAUAUUCCAGCUUCUGUUGGGAACUUAACCAAUUUAUAUGGAUUUUCUUUAGCAACCAACAAUCUUCAGGGAGACAUCCCCUCUAGUCUUGGAAACUGCCAAAAUUUGCAAAUAUUGGAUUUGUCUGAUAACAAUCUAAGUGGUUCCAUACCCGCAGAAGUUAUAGGCCUUUCUUCCUUGUCAACUUACCUAGACUUGUCUCAUAAUCGAUUGAGUGGUGUCCUUCCCAUACAAGUGGGAAAUCUGGAAAAUUUAAAUGUAUUCAAUGUAUCUGAGAACAUGUUGUCAGGGGAGAUUCCUAGCACUUUGGGUAGUUGUGUGAUGUUAGAUAUUCUAUUCAUGCAAGGCAACUUCUUCCAAGGAUCCAUUCCUUCAUCUUUGAGCUCACUGAGAGGCCUUCAAGAAUUAGAUAUCUCAAACAACAAUUUGUCAGGUGCAAUUCCAGAAUUUUUAGCGGAAUUGAACUCAUUACAAGUUUUGAAUCUAUCCUACAACAAUUUUGAGGGUGUUGUACCAGCAAGAGGAGUUUUCAAGAAUGCAAGUCGAACUUCAGUCACCGGAAACAGCAAGCUUUGUGGAGGAACACCUGAAUUUCAUCUCCCUGGAUGCAAGUUUAAGCACUCGAAAGGGAAACUGUCCCUUGCAUGGAAGAUAGUUAUAUCCACACUUUCUGGGUCGCUAUGCAUAGCUCUUGUGCUUUCUAGUUAUUUUCUAUGUUUAUCGAGAAAGAAAAGAAAUGAACCUGCUUCAAACUUCACAGAAAAUAUGCAUUUGAUGGUGUCUUACCAAAGCCUCUCAAAAGCUACGGAUGUUUUCUCCUCGGCUAAUUUGAUUGGAGCGGGUAGCUUUGGAUCUGUAUAUAAAGGAAUACUUGAUCAAGGUGGAAGGUUUAUUGCUGUCAAGGUGUUCACUCUUGUACGGCGUGGAGCUUCAAGAAGUUUUAUGGCUGAGUGUGAAGCUUUACGGAAUAUUAGACAUCGAAAUCUCAUCAAGAUACUAACUGUAUGCUCAGGUAUUGAUUAUCAGGGGAAUGAUUUCAAAGCUCUUGUCUAUGAGUUCAUGUCUAAUGGGAGCCUAGAGGAGUGGUUACAUCAUAAGCCAAUAGCACAAGAGACACCAAGGAGCUUAAAUUUGCUUCAGAGACUAAAUGUCGCCAUUGAUGUUGCUUGUGCACUGGAUUAUCUUCACCAUCAGUGUGAAACACCAAUAGUUCAUUGUGAUCUCAAGCCAAGCAAUGUUCUCCUGGACGAUGAUAUGACAGCACAUGUAGGUGAUUUUGGAUUGGCAAGAAUCCUUUCAGAAGCAACACAAGACUUGCCUGCUAGUCAAACAAGUUCAGUCGGAGUGAGGGGAACCGUUGGUUAUGCUGCUCCAGAAUAUGGGAUGGGAAGUGAAGUUUCAACAAGUGGUGAUGUGUACAGCUAUGGCAUCCUCUUAAUGGAGAUGUUCACAGGAAAGAAGCCGACCAAUGCCAUGUUCAAAGAAAGUUUGAACCUUCACAACUUUGUUUGCGCAGCUUUGCCAGAAAGAAUAACAGAGAUUAUGGAUCCAUUUCUGUUUCAAGAAAUAGAUAACUGGGAAAAUGGGAGCACAGGAAGCUGUAGAGUUCAGAACAGCUUAGUUUCUAUAUUGGAAAUUGGAGUUGCUUGCUCUGCAGAACUUCCACAAGAACGGAGGAAUAGCAGCAAUGUUACGGCAGAGCUGCAAUCAAUAAGAAACCGACUCCUUGGAGCUACAGGACAGAGAAUUAUUACACUGUAAUCACAUUGAAGUAAUUGAUCCGAUGGAUUAAUUUCUUUUUCAUUUGUAAGUUGUGAACAAGUAAAUUGUAUCCGUUACCAAUUAACAAACUGCAAUCCUCCUCUUUAUCCUUGCUCGAUUCCACCACCAAUUCCGCUAUUUCUCUCUCCUCUCAUACACGAACAAUACCGCCUCUCCUUGGCAGGCUGCCACCAGGGCACUAACUCAAACACAGACAAACCAAACCGAUUACGACGAAGUGGAGUGCUGAGCGAACCGACUGGCUAAUGAAGACGCCGCUGGUUCGU
Messenger RNA from Manihot esculenta (cassava), 3477 nucleotides. RefSeq names its product probable LRR receptor-like serine/threonine-protein kinase At3g47570. The record is from RefSeq and is a predicted model, not a curated record. NCBI's taxonomy places the organism in Eukaryota, Viridiplantae, Streptophyta, Magnoliopsida, Malpighiales, Euphorbiaceae. Gene Ontology annotation, molecular function: protein binding; protein kinase activity; ATP binding. The transcript is spliced from 2 exons. Bases 131 to 3190 code for a protein of 1019 amino acids. Gene Ontology annotation, biological process: protein phosphorylation.